Molecule: messenger RNA, 1245 nt
Organism: Acaulospora colombiana
Lineage: Eukaryota; Fungi; Glomeromycota; Glomeromycetes; Diversisporales; Acaulosporaceae
Source: the annotation of a GenBank genome assembly
AUGUCGAAAGAAUUGGAUGGUGACGAGCCGGUGGCCAGUAUUCCAAACGGAAGAAUUGAAGUCCAGGAUGCAACCAAUUUGUUAUCCCUGGCAUCAGAAAGUGCAUCAAUAAUAACUGAUUCAAUCACUCCUUUCAUUCCGUUGAUGUACCUUUCGGAAAUUGAAGGUGGUAUAGCGGAUCAAGUAUCUGGAAUAAACGCUAAAUUGGAUGAUAUCACGCAAUGGAAUAUUGCUUGGCAAAAUAGAUUACUUUCAAACAAUGAAGAAAUACUUGCGGCAGCCACUAUCCCAAUUUCAGAGAUCCAUGACCCUCCAGAUCAUGUAAGACGAGGCACAAACAUUUGCAAGAAGAUUCGCAAAGGAGAGGAGAUAGCAAUUAAAAAAAGAGUUUUCGGGCAGGAAGAAAAGAAAUGGAUGGCCCCCGAGAAAUUAAGGGAUCAUGCGAAUAAUCCAUACACUGUUAAAUGCGAGAUUUAUAGCUUUGGAAUGCUUCUGUGGGAGAUUGCAGAAGAAAAGCUGCCUUUUCAUGAAUAUUAUGACAUUGUUCAAAUUCGCAAUUUGGUCGUCGAACAAAGGAAUGGUCGAGAAUUGCACAUCAGGGAUAGCCCAAAUGCGAGGCCUCUGCUCAAAGACAUGUUUAUGACAUUGAAUGGUAUUUAUCAAUCUCUCCAACCAAAGAAAUCUCCGUCACAAACGCCAAAGAUUUCUCCUGCAUUUAGUGAUUUGCCCAAUGAUGAUGACGACCUUUCCUUAUCAUUGGACAUGACAGACUUUGAUAUUUGUACAAUGAGCGUUAGGGAAGCAAUCUCUGAACAUAAGAAAAAGAAUGGUGACAAAUUAAAAGCUUGGAAGGCAUUUAGCAGACAUGCGGAAUUUGGCGAUACAUUAGCGAGAUAUUGGAAGGGAUAUUAUCUAUACUAUGAUCUAUGUCCGAUAGAAGAUCCGUCGAACCAACGCUCGAAACAAGAACGUGUCAGACAAGCUGUCGAAUUAUUCAAGGAGGCCGCGGGCACUGGACUAGCCGAGAGCGUGAAGAGGGACAUCAAAGAGUCCAUCAAGUACUUUACAUGGGCUGCAGAGAAUGGUAACAGUACCGCCCUGUACAACAUAGGCAACAUAUAUUACAACGGUAUUGGGGCUACAAAAGAUGAGGAGAAGGGAAUUCGAUAUCUGAGGUUAGCGGCUUUAUUAGGUCAGCCAAAAGCCUUGGCAAUGUGCAAAGCAAAGGGAAUAACAUUAGUUUGA